This is a messenger RNA of Hipposideros armiger (great roundleaf bat), 3202 nucleotides long. It is a transcript of the gene IPO8, whose product is annotated as importin 8. Gene Ontology annotation, molecular function: small GTPase binding. Gene Ontology annotation, biological process: protein import into nucleus. The record is from RefSeq and is a predicted model, not a curated record. NCBI's taxonomy places the organism in Eukaryota, Metazoa, Chordata, Mammalia, Chiroptera, Hipposideridae. Gene Ontology annotation, cellular component: cytosol; nuclear envelope. The transcript is spliced from 23 exons. Bases 220 to 3108 code for a protein of 962 amino acids.
AAGGGUGAAUGGAGAGCGAGUUGUGGGGGGUAGAAAGGGAGGACAGGGGGCGCGGAGUCAGAGUGGCGCAGCAAGUGGCUGCAGGUGGCGACGGGGGCGGGGGGUGAAAAGUGAGGGAGUGCCAGGGUCACGGAGGAGGAGGCUGAGAGGGUCGAAAGAAAAACUAAAGCUGCAGUCUGGCCUACUGGUCCGGGGGCCGCGGAGCCCCCACCUGGGGAGAUGGACCUCAACCGGAUCAUCCAAGCGCUGAAGGGCACGAUCGACCCGAAGCUGCGGAUUGCAGCCGAGAAUGAGCUCAACCAGUCCUACAAGAUUAUCAAUUUUGCCCCCAGUUUACUUCGGAUUAUAGUCUCUGACCAUGUGGAAUUCCCAGUACGCCAGGCAGCUGCCAUUUACUUGAAGAACAUGGUGACACAGUAUUGGCCAGACCGAGAACCUCCACCUGGAGAAGCAAUAUUUCCAUUCAACAUUCAUGAAAAUGAUCGCCAGCAAAUCCGUGAUAACAUUGUGGAAGGAAUAAUUCGGUCUCCAGAUUUAGUGAGAGUCCAGUUAACAAUGUGUCUCCGUGCCAUCAUUAAAUACGAUUUCCCUGGUCACUGGCCCGCAGUUGUCGACAAGAUAGGCUAUUACUUGCAAUUACAGAGCAGUGGAAGCUGGCUUGGCAGUUUAUUAUGUCUGUAUCAACUGGUGAAGACGUAUGAAUAUAAGAAAGCAGAAGAAAGAGAACCUCUUAUAGCAGCAAUGCAAAUAUUCCUCCCUCGUAUUCAACAGCAAAUCAUGCAGCUCCUUCCUGAGUCCUCGCAUUAUUCUGUCUUACUACAGAAACAGAUUCUGAAAAUCUUUUAUGCACUUGUUCAGUAUGCGUUACCUCUUCAACUGGUGAAUAACCAAACCAUGACAGCAUGGAUGGAGAUCUUUCGAACUAUUAUUGAUAGGACAGUUCCUCCUGAGACCCUGCAAAUUGACGAGGAUGAUAGACCAGAGCUGGUCUGGUGGAAGUGUAAGAAGUGGGCACUGCAUAUUGUAGCUCGUCUUUUUGAACGAUAUGGAAGCCCAGGAAAUGUCACAAAAGAAUACUUUGAAUUUUCUGAAUUCUUUUUGAAGACCUAUGCAGUGGGAAUUCAGCAGGUACUACUAAAAAUUUUAGACCAGUAUAGACAGAAAGAGUAUGUAGCCCCCCGGGUUCUUCAGCAAGCAUUCAACUAUCUCAACCAAGGAAUUGUUCAUUCUGUAACAUGGAAGCAGAUGAAGCCACACAUACAGAAUAUCUCUGAAGAUGUGAUUUUUUCUGUGAUGUGUUAUAAAGAUGAGGAUGAAGAGCUGUGGCAAGAAGAUCCAUAUGAGUAUAUAAGGAUGAAAUUUGAUAUUUUUGAAGAUUAUGCUUCUCCCACCACAGCAGCCCAGACUCUCUUAUAUACUGCUGCAAAGAAAAGAAAAGAGGUAUUGCCAAAAAUGAUGGCAUUCUGUUAUCAAAUCCUAACAGACCCGAACUUUGACCCUAGGAAGAAAGAUGGAGCCCUGCAUGUGAUUGGUUCCCUAGCUGAUAUUUUAUUGAAGAAGAGUUUAUUCAAGGACCAAAUGGAGUUGUUAUUGCAGAAUCAUGUGUUUCCAUUAUUAUUGUCUAACCUGGGAUAUCUUCGAGCUAGAUCCUGUUGGGUACUUCAUGUAUUCAGUUCUUUGAAGUUCCAUAAUGAGCUCAAUCUAAGAAAUGCUGUUGAACUAGCAAAGAAGAGCCUGAUUGAAGAUAAGGAGAUGCCUGUCAAAGUUGAAGCUGCCCUUGCACUUCAGUCAUUAAUUUCUAACCAGACACAAGCUAAAGAAUAUAUGAAGCCACAUGUGAGAUCUAUUAUGCAGGAGCUGUUACACAUUGUUAGAGAGACAGAAAAUGAUGACGUAACUAAUGUUAUCCAGAAGAUGAUAUGUGAAUACAGUCAGGAAGUAGCCUCAAUUGCUGUUGAUAUGACCCAACACUUGGCUGAGAUAUUCGGCAAAGUUCUUCAAAGUGAUGAAUAUGAAGAAGUCGAAGACAAAACAGUAAUGGCUAUGGGAAUUUUACAUACCAUUGAUACUAUCUUGACAGUUGUAGAAGAUCAUAAAGAGGUUACCCAGCAGUUAGAGAAUAUCUGUCUACGGAUCAUUGAUCUUGUUUUACAGAAACAUGUAAUUGAAUUCUAUGAAGAAAUUCUUUCACUGGCAUAUAGUUUAACCUGCCAUGGUAUUUCCCCUCAAAUGUGGCAGCUUCUAGGUAUAUUAUAUAAGGUGUUUCAGCAGGAUUGUUUUGAGUAUUUUACAGAUAUGAUGCCUCUCCUGCAUAAUUAUGUGACAAUAGAUACGAACACUUUACUAUCAAAUCCAAAGCAUUUAGAAAUACUUUUUACAAUGUGUAGAAAGGUAAGCGUGUCUUAUUCAGUAAAUUGUUCUAAGUCACAUAGCUACUCUGUGUUGGAGUCAGAUUUGAACCCAGGUGGUGUAGAAAGGCAUCAUGACCGGAAGAUGUGUAUAAUAGGACUGAGUAUCCUCUUGGAAUUGCAAAAUCGACCUCCUGCAGUAGAUGCUGUGGUGGGACAGAUCGUGCCCUCAAUUCUUUUCCUUUUCCUUGGCCUAAAGCAGGUCUGUGCUACUAGACAACUGGUAAACCGGGAAGAUCACUCAAAAGCAGAGAAAACUGAUAUGGAAGAAAAUGAGGAGAUUUCAAGUGAUGAAGAGGAGGUGAAUGUAACUGCACAGGCAAUGCAGUCUAAUAAUGGUAGAGGCGAAGAUGAGGAGGAAGAUGAUGAUGACUGGGAUGAAGAAGUAUUGGAAGAAACUGCCCUCGAGGGAUUCAGCACUCCACUUGACCUUGACAAUAGUGUGGAUGAAUACCAGUUUUUUACGCAAGCACUGCUAACUGUGCAGAAUCGGGAUGCUGCCUGGUACCAGCUGCUGAUGGCACCACUCAGUGAGGACCAGAGGAGGGCGCUGCAGGAGGUGUACACGCUGGCUGAGCACCGGAGGACGGUGGCAGGUCAGCUGUGGGAUUGGUCUCCAAAGUCUGUCUUAUUUAAUAAGCCUGGUGGCACCUACUUUCUGUUUCUUGAAUUGUUACAGGCCAACAUUUCAGGAUCGUAAGAAACUAUCAAUGCUGUGUGAUCUUUUUAAUCACUCUCAAACACUGUGCAUUAAUAUGUUUCUCUUAGUGGUGGUGUUAUUCAUUUCCUUAUCC